This is a messenger RNA of Harmonia axyridis, 1660 nucleotides long. It is a transcript of the gene Acat1, whose product is annotated as acetyl-CoA acetyltransferase, mitochondrial. The record is from RefSeq and is a predicted model, not a curated record. Bases 134 to 1645 code for a protein of 503 amino acids. NCBI's taxonomy places the organism in Eukaryota, Metazoa, Arthropoda, Insecta, Coleoptera, Coccinellidae. The transcript is spliced from 5 exons. Gene Ontology annotation, biological process: fatty acid beta-oxidation. Gene Ontology annotation, molecular function: acetyl-CoA C-acetyltransferase activity.
UGAUCUGAUGGCACGUCAUCAGUGUCGUGUAAAGGUUAUAUUGAUAAAAUGCAUUAAUAUCAGCAUACAAGACAAUAAACGAAGUUAGUAUGUGCUGAAGUCCAAUGGUACUCUGAUUUUAUAGGCAGAAAACAUGUAUUCCUUGAAAAUUUUUAAGGUUGUUUUGAACCAAACCCAGAGACACUUGAGUACCAAACCAAAUCUCAAUGAAGUCUUCAUUGUAUCAGCGGUUCGAACCCCAAUUGGUUCCUUUCAAGGAUCCCUUGCACCUCUAACGGCAACCCAACUUGGUGCAGUUGCUAUUCAAGGUGCUAUUGAACAUGCCGGUUUGCCAAAGGAUGAAGUCAAAGAAGUUUACAUGGGCCAGGUUUGUCAGGCGGGAGCUGGCCAAGCCCCUGCAAGACAAGCUACAUUAUUUGCCGGUCUUCCAAAAUCAACGAUAUGCACUACAGUCAACAAAGUAUGUUCGUCUGGUAUGAAGUCAAUUAUGUUAGCCUCGCAAACACUUCAAACAGGAGACCAGGAGAUAGUUCUUGCUGGAGGAAUGGAAUCUAUGUCGAAUGUGCCUUAUUACCUCAAGAGGGGUCAGACACCUUACGGUGGGGUCAAUCUGACAGACGGUAUAGUAUUAGAUGGCCUAACUGAUGUUUACAAUAAGUUCCAUAUGGGUAACUGUGCUGAAAACACUGCCAAGAAGAUGGGAAUAUCCCGUCAAGACCAAGAUGAGUAUGCCAUCUCAAGUUACAAAAGGAGUACUGCUGCUUGGCAAAACAAAGCUUUCUCAAGCGAGCUUGUGUCUGUCAGUGUUCCACAAAAGAAGGGAACUCCCGAUUUAGUGGUAGCCGAGGAUGAGGAAUAUAAACGUAUCAAUUUUGAUAAGUUCACCAAGUUGAACACAGUUUUCCAGAAAGAAAAUGGAACUGUUACAGCAGGUAACGCCUCAACUUUAAAUGAUGGAGCAGCUGCAGUUAUUCUUGCAUCUCCAACGGCUGUGCAAAAGUUUAACCUCAAACCUUUGGCGAAAGUAGUUGGUUUCGUAGAUGGCGCCACUGAUCCUAUCGAUUUCCCAAUAGCUCCAGCAGUAGCCAUUCCUAAACUUCUCGAAAAAACUGGCGUGAAGAAAGAAGAGGUGGCUCUGUGGGAACUCAACGAAGCAUUCAGCGUUGUAGCUUUGGCCAAUCAGAAACUGCUCGAUCUAGACCCAAGUAAAGUCAAUGUACAUGGAGGUGCAGUAAGUUUGGGCCAUCCCAUUGGUAUGUCAGGAGCUAGAAUUGUUGUUCAUUUGGUGCAUGCUUUGAAACCUGGCGAGAAAGGAGUGGCAGCUAUUUGUAAUGGUGGAGGUGGUGCCUCUUCAAUCCUUAUCGAGCGACUGCCUGUGACUUCUGAACUAGGAUGUCUUCCGAAACUGACUCUUUUCACAAAGGAUCCUUGUCCACUUUGUGACGAUCUCAAGGCUGAGUUGAAGCCAUAUUUGAAUCGAGUCACUUUUGAAACUGUUGAUAUUACAAAGAAAGAGAAUCUCAGAUGGUUGAGGUUGUAUAGAAACGAUAUACCUGUUCUGUUUUUGAAUGGCCAGUACCUCUGUAAACAUAGACUGGAUGAAGACCUAUUAUUGCAAAGAUUGGAGUAUUUGGAGAGCACAUAGCUGAUGAAAAAUAAU